Molecule: messenger RNA, 801 nt
Organism: Cladocopium goreaui
Lineage: Eukaryota; Dinophyceae; Suessiales; Symbiodiniaceae
Source: the annotation of a GenBank genome assembly
AUGCGUAUGGCAUUGAUGUGGGGCCUUGAGCCUGCUUUCAACAUUGGAGCAGAGGCAACAAGCACUGAGGAGGUAUGUCUUCAGGUUGAGUCUGGAAGUGGCAAUGAAAACUUUUGGUUGUGGCUUGCGUGGUUUGGACUUUUCAUACUUUGGAUUGGUCUUGCAACAGUUGGAUAUUUUGCAUGGCGCAGAGUGUCCACAGACCUAUACCAUUGUUGGAAUCAAGUUGGUGAUGAAGAUGGAUACAUCGCCAAGCAGGAGAAGCGCAUCGAUGACUUAAUUGUGAAGUUGGAGCGCAUGCAGAUUCAAAUGGAACAAGACUAUGCAAUGCUUUCUGACCGAGUGGAAUCAACGAGCAACGAGGUUUCCAUGACGCACGAUUAUGCAUCAGGUUUGCACUAUAGCCUGGUGGAACAUGGUGGAUUUCUGAGAAAUGGGUGUAAUGCAGAUGAAACAGAUGUUGGUGCUCCAGAAGGAGAUGAAAGUGAAGCCAUGGACGAUGACGUGCCAAUGGAAGUCUCAACUGGAACAGACUCAGUGACAGACAUAGUGGAAUUUUUCAAGACCGAGCACUUGAAAUGUUUGCAGAGUGGUGACCUCUGGGAUGCCAAUGAAAUUCAACACACAAUUCUUGGUUUCUUAGAGGAGGUCAGAACAGAGAACACGAGUUCAAUGCUUGAACGCUGCAAGCAGAAGGUGGUCGAGAUGUUUGAAGAAAUGUACAAAAAGGCGACAGAGCAAAACCGAUGGGAAAGUGCAGAUCAUUACCAAAUGGUAGCUGACAUGUACCGAGAUGGAUGA